CCCCCAAGUCUGAGAGGCGGAACACACGAUGCAAAAGAAUUCCCUGGCCGGAGACCGCCAGAGGGACAGUGUGUCAGAUGAUUUGUCAGACUCUCCAGAGCUGGGGCCCGUCUCCUAUAUGGAAACCUUUCUGGUCCGGAGGCUGUCCUGUCGCACCAUCCAGCUGCCCCCUCUGGCCUUCAGGCAGGCUGAGCAGUACUACUGCAACUACAAACCUGAACCAGACACGGUCAUGUUCCCACCACGACCGACCACACUGGCUCUACGCACCCCGCCACUUAUUGCCAUCACCUCCGCUGACACCAGCAGGUGA
Messenger RNA from Oncorhynchus gorbuscha (pink salmon), 313 nucleotides. Its product is annotated as cAMP-specific 3',5'-cyclic phosphodiesterase 4D. NCBI's taxonomy places the organism in Eukaryota, Metazoa, Chordata, Actinopteri, Salmoniformes, Salmonidae. The transcript is spliced from 2 exons. The record is from RefSeq and is a predicted model, not a curated record. The coding region runs from base 29 to 313 and encodes 94 amino acids.